This is a messenger RNA of Fonsecaea erecta, 1401 nucleotides long. RefSeq lists its product as hypothetical. The record is from RefSeq and is a predicted model, not a curated record. The transcript is spliced from 3 exons. Gene Ontology annotation, molecular function: O-methyltransferase activity. Lineage: Eukaryota; Fungi; Ascomycota; Eurotiomycetes; Chaetothyriales; Herpotrichiellaceae. Bases 1 to 1401 code for a protein of 466 amino acids.
AUGUUAUCCCCCCAGGAAGAAGACCUGGAGAAGCUGGCCGAGACGUGCCUCGCCACGGCCCGGCAGAUCAAAGCCUACCUCGCGGCCAACAACCACCCGCCGCCCAGCUUCGACGAGAACGGCCCGGCGUCGUUCGUCCCCGCGACGCCCGAGUUCCACCAGACCCGGCUCGAGCUGCGCACCGCCGCCCGUCGCCUGUAUGAUCUGGCAUCCGGGCCCGACGACAUCCUGACAUGGCAUCUGUAUCAUUGCAACCACGACCUCAACGCCUUCCGCUACGUGUACCGCUACAAGGUGGCCUCGAGGGUGCCGCUGAACGGAUCCAUCCGCUACGCCGACCUGGCGUCCGCGCUGGGCCUGGACGCGUCGCAGCUCAAGCAGAUGCUGCGCCAAUUGAUGCCGAUCCACGUGUUUCGCGAGCCGCAGCCGGGCUGGGUCGGACACACGGCGUCGUCGCGACUGCUGGCAACGCACGACGGCGGCAUCGCCGCCUUCACGGGGUUCCUGGUCGAGGACACGUUCCCGCUGUGCGCGCGCCAGACCGACCUGCCCUGCCACGCCUACUACGAGACCGACCCGCCCGUGCGCGACCGCUUCGGCCGCCUGAUGACCCACCUGACCGCGAACCCGCUGAUGGCCAACGGCCACGUCGCGCGCGGCUUUGACUGGGCGGCCCUCGCGCCCGGCAGCGUCGUGGUCGACGUCGCGGGCAACGCGGGCCACUGCGCCGUGCCCAUCGCCGAGACCACGGACCCCAGCGUGACCGUCGUCGUGCAGGACCUGCCCCAGGUGGUGGCGGCGGCGCGCGACCCGGCCACGAGCGUGGUCCCCGUCCCCCUGCGGCCGCGCGUCGCGUUCAUGGCCCACGACUACUUCACGCCGCAGCCCGUGCGCGGCGCCGCCGUGUACUUCCUGCGCAUGGUGAUGCACAACCACAGCGACGCGCUGGCGGUGCGGGUGCUGCGCCAGAUCGUGCCGGCCAUGGCGCCCGCGUCGCGCAUCGUCGUCAUGGACCAGGUCAUGCCGCCCGCCGUCGGCCUGCUGCCCGAGCCGCUCGAGCGCAUCAAGCGCUCCCAGGACCUGCAGAUGAUGCUGCUCCUGAACGCCAAGGAGCGGGACGAGGCCGAGUGGGCCGACCUGUUCGCGAAGGCCGGCGAGGGGUUGGUCGAGGGCGUCUUUGCCGCCGCCGCCGCGGCCGCGGGAGACGACGCCGAUGCUGAAGCGGGCAAGGACAAGGUGUUGGGCAUCGUGGCCAUCCGCACCCCGCCUGGCAGUAUGAUGAGUUUGAUUGAGGUCGGAUUCGUGGAUCGGGCGCAUAAUGUCCAGAAGAGCGAGGCUGGCAAUAAAGAUGGCCAGGGUGAGGAAGACGUUGCGGACAGUUCUGGCGCUGGCACGAGUUGA